GCUGCUACAGUAUCAUGCAUGCAGCAUGCUGUAGUACUGUAGAUCGUAACAACCACCACGCAGAUAUUUUCAAAUGUAAGCCGCCGGUACUGGUUGACUUGAACGCAUAUUUUUCUUGCCUGGAUGCAUGCUCAGUUACCCAAUGGAAGCUGCGUUAGCGCCCCCCUAAAUUGACAGUCAUAGCCUUCCAUCCAAUCCAAGGAUACAAGACUCAAACAUCUCCGUCAGUCUCUUCCCGGCUCUUGAGCGCCCGGUGAUGCGGUGCAGAUCCAGGUGUGUCGUAAAGGUUACACAGAAGGACUGAUUUCCUAUUGCAGGGUCUCCUGCUGAUGUUCCACUUGCUGUGGUUCUAAGCACAAGUAGACAGAGCACAAUGCAGAACAUCCCUGUUCACCUUCUGGUUCUGGGUCUGGCUCUAGCGCUCUCCUCCACGGCUGCAUCCCUGUGUGGGGAGGGACCUGGCUUCUAUGGAGGACAGGGGCCGGUGUUUGAGGAGCAACCCGUUGAUACCAUCUACCCCGAAGAGUCUCCUGAGGCCAAGAUCACCAUGAGCUGCCGCGCGCGAGCCAACCCACCUGCCACCUACAAGUGGAGGCUGGACAGCACCGACAUCGACCUGGCCGAGGACAGCCAUUACGUCCUGGUGGGGGGCAACCUGGUCAUCAGCAACCCCAUCAAGAGCAAGCACAUUGGGAAGUACUCCUGCAUGGCCAGCAACCAGUACGGCUCCAUCAUCAGCCGGGAGGCCUUGGUGCAGUUUGGAUAUCUGGAUUUCUUCUCCUCUGAGGAGAGAGAGGCGGUGUACGUGAAGGAGGGCCAGGGGGCCGUGUUGCUCUGCGCCCCCCCACCACACUACCCAGCUGAGCUGUCGUUUCGCUGGAUGCUGAAUGAGUUCCCCAUCUUCAUCCCCCUGGACAAGCGUCGCUUUGUGUCCCAGAGCACUGGGAACCUCUACAUCUCCAAGGUCGAGUCCUCCGACAGUGGCAACUACUCCUGCUUUGUCUCCAGCCCCUCCAUCGCCAAGAGCGUCUUCUCCAAGUUCAUACCCCUCGUCCCGCUGGCCGAACGCUCAACGAGGAAGUACCCCGCGGACAUCAAAGUCAAGUUCCCAGACACCUACGCACUAGUGGGCCAGAACAUUACUCUGGAAUGCUUCGCACUGGGAAACCCCAUUCCUCUGAUUCACUGGUCGAGGAUGGAAGGAGAGCUGCCCCUCGAUGCCAAGAUGAGCAUGGCCGGUGCCCAUCUCCACCUGUACAACGUGCAGUAUGAAGACGAGGGAACAUACGAGUGUCAGGCGGUCAACUCUAAAGGGAAGGACUGGCACAGGGCUCGUGUCUCUGUAGAGGCGUUCCCCGAGUGGGUAGAGAGCAUCAACAGCACGGAGCAGGAGAUCAGGGGAGACUACACCAUGUCCUGCCUGGCCAGCGGCAAGCCCAAACCCCACGUCCGCUGGCUCAAGAACGGAGACCCCUAUGACAAACAUGAACUCAAGUUCAAUGGACUGAUGUUCGAUGACUCUGGGAUGUACCAGUGCAUAGCAGAGAACCGCCAUGGAAUCAUCUACGCCAACGCAGAGAUGCGUGUGAUCACCUGCGCGCCCACAUUUGAACACAGUCCAGUCCGGGGGACCCUGGCAGCCAAGAACGGACGUGUGGUGAUGGAGUGUCGACCCAAGGCUGCUCCCAAGCCCGACUUCUCCUGGAGUAAAGGCACCGAGCUGCUCUCCAACAAUACCAGGAUCUUCCUCUGGGAGGACGGCAGUCUGGAGAUCUUGAAAGCCACCCGCUCGGAUGAGGGCCGCUACACCUGUUUUGCUGAGAAUGACCAGGGGAAGGCCAACAGCACGGGCUCUCUAACGAUCACAGAUGCCACCAAGAUCACCUUGGCGCCAUCCAACGCCGACGUGAAGGUGGGCGAGAGCACCAGCAUGCAGUGUGCCGCGUCGCAUGACACCUUGCUCGACAUCACCUUCAUCUGGUCCCUGGAUGGCCUCGUCAUCGACAUGGACCGGGAGAGCGAGCACUAUGAGCACAACCCGAACGGUAGUUCCAGCGGAGAGCUGCAGAUUAAGAACAGCCAGCUGAAGCAUGCGGGACGGUACACAUGCACCGCCCAAACCCCUGUGGAUAACGUCACCGCAUCAGCUGACCUGGUCGUGAGGGGUCCUCCUGGCUCCCCAGGGGGGGUGCGCGUGUCUGACAUCAAGGACAAGAGCGUGAGGGUGACAUGGAGCCGGGGCACAGACAACCACAGCCCCAUCUCCAAGUACACCAUCCAGUACCGAGACUCCCUCUUCCAGGACUGGAGAGCAGCCACCACAUCCCCUGCAGAUGUGGAGGGAAACUCUGAGGAGGCCACCGUCGUGGAUCUGUUCCCCUGGACAGAGUACGAGUUCAGGGUGAUAGCCACCAACACCUUGGGGAUAGGAGACCCCAGCCCCCAUUCACCCAAGGUCACCACCAAGGAUGCUGUUCCUGUGGUGGCGCCCUCGGACAUUGGAGGGGGCGGGAAGAACAGCAGGGAGCUGAUCAUCACUUGGACGCCGGUGCAGCCGCAAUACUACUACGGUAGCAACUUUGGCUACCUCAUCGCCUUCAAGCCCUUCAAUGAGAAAGUGUGGCGGAAGGUGACGGUAGCGGAGCCCGAGGCCAAGGAAUACGUCCACAGGGACUCGUUCAUCCCACCCUCCACAGAGAUUGAGGUCAAAGUCAAGGCUUUCAACAGCAAAGGAGAGGGGCCCUACAGCCUGACGGCUGUCAUCUACUCUGCCCAGGAUGCUCCGUCCGAAGCCCCCACCAGAGUUGAGGGGAGAGCCUUGUCAGCCACAGACGCCAUUGUUUGGUGGCUCCCCAUAUCACAGCAGGGUGUGGAGGGAUACCAGGUGAAAUACUGGAGGAAGAAGGAGGACAGCGAGACAGCUGAGAAAGUCCAGGUGACCAGCAGGGAGAACCAGACCAGGCUGGAGGAUCUGAAGCCAGACUCCCACUACUUCAUCGAGGUCCUGGCCUUCAACGCCGCUGGAUUUGGGCCUCCCAGCAAACGCUGCCAGAUCCAUACCAAGAAAGCCCCUCCUAGUCGGCCUCCCAAAAUCUUGAGUAAGAAGUUGAAAGGCUCAUCAGUGAACAUAGCCUGGGAGCAUGUGGAACCACUGGCCAAUGAGUCAACAAUAUAUGGUUACAAGGUCCUGUACAGACAGGCGGGCCUCUCUACAGGGACUUUGUACACCACCCUUAAAAAGUUCAUAGACCUCCCACUGUACAAAGAUGGUGACUAUGUGGUCGAGGUCCGCGCUCACACUGAAGGAGGGGACGGGGCAGUUGCACAAGUCCGCAUCGCAGGUGGAGGUGCCGUGGCUGUCCAGGGUCUAAGCCUGGCCUCCCUGCUCUUGGUAGCUCUCAUCUGCUUGGGCCUCUGAAUGUAGCGACAUCUUUAUCUGUCUUCACACCAGUGAAGAAGACUCUGUAAGGUUGGCGCCUAUGAGGAAUACAGCUCUUUCCACAAUCUUUGGUUACAAUCUGCAGCCAAAUGCCAUAUUCCUUUCUCUCCAAGGAAUAUGCUUGUGGAAAGGACAGAAAGCAUAAUUUGGAAAAGGACAAAGACAUCCAGGAUAUUCUUUAUUUAAUUCUGAUAAAAAUAUCUUUGGACGAACAUAAAAAAGAGUUAUUUCAACUUUUUCAAUAUGCCUUAUGUAAACAGUUACACUUAUCCUUUACAACUAUAUGACUUGUUCUUAACUAGUUGACGUACAGUAUAAGUGUCGUCAUUACGUCGAGUAUGUCAAUCACAUACCUAACUGUUUCUGUAGUAUGGCAGAUAUUCUUUGACCCUGAAGAUAUGGCUUCUAAGUAUGUAUUUUCAUACGAUGUGUGGUUACGAUGAGGUUCUGAAUAAUCAACCCUACAACACUGCAUUCCAUAGUAUAAGCUAAGUAGAAUGGUUGCGAAGGAUAAGUGUACAAGUUUAUGAACUUGUGUUUACGUGUUUUUGCAUAACGGUGGCUUUUCCUUGUCUUUUUUCUUUUCAAAAUGAAGCACACACCCUUAACUGUGGAGAUACAGUCAACUAAAGGUUUCUGACAUACUCUCAGUUUUAGUAUUGACCAUUGUAGACUAAAGAGCCAUUUCUGUCCUGCUAAUAUAAUACAUAUGCAAUAAUUUAUAUGGGUUUGCUUUCUAAUAUACUAUUAAUGCUGUAAAAUUUUUGUUAAGAUGAACAUUUAUUUGAUCCCCAGACCUCUCCAACUCAUAACAUGCUCUGUGUUAGAUAAUACAACGGUUUACAAGUGUUUGCAUGUUGACAUGUUGUUAAUUGGAAGAAUAAUUUGAGUGACAAAAAGAGACCAUCCUCUACCAUGAGUGAUGGCUGUGUUUCUAUAGCACCCGUAUCCGUGUUUGUAAAGAUGAAUCUAUCAAUUACUUUGGAAACAAGAAAUGAGCCUGGUAACAUAUCAGACCUGCAGUUUCCGACUGAGAGAAAACGUAAACCAUGUGAUGGUGGUGUGUGUUUGGUUUGCCUGUCAUUCUGGGUACAUUACAUCCAUAGGCUUCAUGGUCGUGUGCUGUGAACAUGGCUUUGCUGCAACGUUCGUCCAAUGCUGUAGGAGUGCUCUGUGCUCAUAACUAAACUGAGAUGUGGAUUAUUCCAACAUCAGCGAUACAGUUUCAUGCAAACAAAUGUGUUUCUUUCGUUUUUUGGACUGUAUGCUUCCGACCCCUGGGACGUGGUGGUGCUUUUCUAAAGAAUGUUGGCAUUUCAUUUAAUCUCAUCAUUUAAUCUUUAAUUUUAUUCAGUGGCUCAGUCUUGAGUAUCACUAUUUACUGUUUAUUAAUCGUGCAAUGUCUGACAUACUUCAAUGGCUAAAGUAUAUUUUUAACACAACCUGCCUAGCUCCUAUAUCAUUAACCUUCAUAUGAUGUAUCAUUAUCCAAAAAGAUCGACAAGCUAUCCAUCCAAUAUCAGUGAACUCAUCCAAAGCUCAUUUGUUUUGUCUUUAUGAACACAAGUUAAAUGUGAUCAGAGAUAUAUAAGCAUUAUUAAUUGGUGUUGUCGUCUUUUUGUUUGUUUGUUUGGGAAUAAUAUAUGUCAUGAUUCGCCACUGGUUGGACAGUUAGAGGUUAAUAAUUCCCCCCAAAGUGGAAGGAAAUGCUGCAUUUUUUGAUUGCUCCACAAAAUCAUUUGUGUGACUGAUGCUCCUACAUAGUGACUAUAUUAACAUCCACCACAAAGUGCUUUUCCCAGUUUCCCCUCAUGCGACAAAUCAUUGAAAGAGUUGCCAAAUGCAUGAAUGCCUUGAACUUUGAUAUUUGAUGGAGACGGUUGCUAUACAUCAUAACAUGCAUGCCAUUGGAAAUGAAUGGUUCGGUUACCACUCCAUUACAUUGCAUUGAGUCAACUCAACUCAAAACAGGCAAACUAGUCAGCUUAUGGACCGCCUAUGUGGUAUCAGACAUCUAUCCAUCUAUCCAUCCUGAGUGACACCCCUUUACGUCAGAAACUGUGUAGGAGGAAAGCCUACAGUAACAUGUCUAAGAGCUGCCUCGUUAAGCGGUUCAUGUCAUGUAUGUAAGUCUAAGGACGGAGCUUGUAGAGAGAAAAGCUAAACAGACUGUGGUUAUCUCACUUAGUGGAGAAAUGAUUGUGAGGUCUCAUGCAUUAAUAUGGUCGGGGUUUGAUGACAUCAGUGGGGUUUGUGCGUCUGUCUGCAGAAACUCGGCACUACUGGUACUGAACAUGAAUCAUACAUGUUGAGAGGGAUGAAACUGGACUCUCUCUCAUUGGCUGGACUUAAAAGGAACAAUAAAAGUGUAGUUAACUAUU
Hypomesus transpacificus is the source of this 5820-nucleotide messenger RNA. Its product is annotated as contactin-1a-like. Gene Ontology annotation, biological process: brain development; cell-cell adhesion. The transcript has 24 exons. NCBI's taxonomy places the organism in Eukaryota, Metazoa, Chordata, Actinopteri, Osmeriformes, Osmeridae. The record is from RefSeq and is a predicted model, not a curated record. The coding region runs from base 374 to 3418 and encodes 1014 amino acids. Gene Ontology annotation, molecular function: cell-cell adhesion mediator activity.